This is a messenger RNA of Chlamydomonas reinhardtii, 2741 nucleotides long. RefSeq lists its product as uncharacterized. The transcript is spliced from 15 exons. Lineage: Eukaryota; Viridiplantae; Chlorophyta; Chlorophyceae; Chlamydomonadales; Chlamydomonadaceae. The record is from RefSeq and is a predicted model, not a curated record. Bases 213 to 2309 code for a protein of 698 amino acids. Gene Ontology annotation, cellular component: nucleus; FACT complex. Gene Ontology annotation, molecular function: nucleosome binding; histone binding; DNA binding.
UUGGCACGCGUUAGGCUAGUUCUGCUAAAGCUAGGCUUGAGUUGGCACUUGGCGCGCCAAACAAGGGCGAACUCUGGUCUCCCGCUGCUUGCCAUUCUAUAUUACGAAGAUAUACGUAAUCCUAUCAACCAACCUUUCCAGGAACAACGCUAGACCGACGUAGCUCGAUCUUUGGCAUUUGAGUUUGCGGCCCUCGCGCCUCCUCGGCAGCCAUGGCCGAAGGCGUGCAGGCGUUCGGAGAGAUCUGGCUUGGUGGCCGCGGUGGAGUGGCUUCGGGAGUCCUGAAGCUUGCUCCUACCGGGCUGACAUGGCGUCGGAAGCAGGGCAGCAAGCUGGUUGAGGUGAAGAAGGACGAAAUUGAAGCCUUGUCCUGGACUAAAGUCCCGCGGGGCUGCCAGCUGAGCGUUCGGCGAAAGGGCGGCCCCACCGUGAACUUCCUGGGGUUCAGGGACAAGGAUCUGGACACGCUGCAGCAGUACUCCCGAACCACGCUGGCGCUGCCUGAGGGCGUGAGCGAGGGCGCGCUGUCCACCAGCGGCCACAACUGGGGCGGCGUGCAGCUGCGCGGCGCCAGCCUGGCCUUCCUGGUGGGCGGCAAGGUGGCGUUCGAGCUGCCGCUACCGGACGUGUGCACGGCGCAGCAGACCAAGGACGACGUGAUGCUUGAGCUGCACGUGGACGACACGGGCGGCGAGGUGGCGGAGGACAUGCUCACGGAGCUGGCCUUCUACGUGCCGCCCGGCAAUGAGGACUUCCCGGCGCAGGGCGAGGAGGUGCCCCCGGCCAAGGUCAUGCUGGACGCGCUGCUGCCGCACGCGGACACGGAGGCCGCGGCGGCGGACGAGCCGGUGUGUGUGUUCAGCGAGGUGGGCAUUGUGGCGCCCCGCGGCCGCUUCGAAGUGGAGAUGCACCUGGGCUACCUGCAGCUGGGAGGACAGUCCCAAGACUUCAAGGUGCGCUACGCCUCCAUCCAGCGCAUCUUCAUCCUGCCCAAACACAACACGCCGCACACGCUGGUGGUCAUCUCGCUGGACCCGCCCAUCCGCAAGGGCCAGACCUACUAUGCUCACCUGCUGUGUCAAUUCCCCACCGACGACGAUAUCAGCGUGGAGCUGGACAUCACCGAGGAGGCGCUGGCGGCAAAGAACGAGAAGAACGGCGGCAAGCUGUCCGCCGACAUGACCGGCCCGGUGUGGGAGGUGUUUGCCAAGCUGCUGCGCGGCCUGUCGGGCGCGCGGAUCACGCGGCCGGGCCACUUCAAGAACGCGGCCGGCGACGGCGUGUCGGUGCGCUGCUCCUAUAAGGCCGAUGACGGCCAGCUAUAUCCCCUGGAUCGCGGCUUCUUCUACGUGCACAAGCCGCCGCUGCUCAUCCCUGACAACGACAUUGAGAGCGUGGAGUUUGCGCGGCAGGGCAGCGGCGCCGUGUCCAGCACCGUGCGCACGUUUGACCUGGUGGUACGGCUCAAGGGCGGCGCGGAGCACCAGUUCAGGAACAUCCAGCGCAGCGAGUGGGGCAACCUGUUUGAGUUCAUCCGCGCCAAGAAGAUCCCCAUCGAGAACUUCGGCUCGGCGCAGCACGGCCCCGGCGGCGCCAAGCCUGGCAUGGAGGACGACGACAUGGACCCAGGCAUCCGGCGCGCGGCGGCGGAGGCGGACGACGACGAGGACGACGAGGAUGAGGACUUCGAGGCCAGCGGCGGCACUGACAGCAGUGAGGACAUUGACGAGGAGGACGAUGCCGAGAUGAUUGACGAGGAGGGUGUGGCGGUGGACGCCAUCAAGAAGAAGCGCAAGAAGGGCGACGCGGACGGCGGCGAGGAGGGCGAGGCGGCGGCGGCGCCUCCUCCCAAGAAGAAGCCGGCCAAGGAGAAACCUGCAACUUCGCCGUCUGGUGCCGACGCGGCUCCGGGCAGCGGUGGCAAGGGCAAGAAGGGCAAGAAGGCGGCAGCUACGGAGGAGGGCGAGGGCGGCGCCAAGCCUAAGAAGGAGCGCAAGAAGAAGGACCCCAACGCGCCCAAGAAGAACCUGUCCGCCUUCAUGUACUUCAGCAACUCCAACCGCGACAAGGUCAAGGCCGAGAACCCGGGCAUUGCGUUUGGCGAGGUGGGCAAGCUGCUGGGAGAGCGCUGGAAGGCGAUGAGCGCCGAGGAGAAGGCUCCCUACGACGAGAUGGCCGCCAAGGACAAGGUGCGGUACGCUGACGCCAUGAAGGCCUACAAGGCGUCCGGGGCGGCGGGCGGCGGCGAGGCGGCGGCGGCGGCCGACGACGGAGACGACGACGCCGGGGAUGCGGCCGACGACGAGUAGACCGGGGCAGUGGCGUACCGGUCGUAUGGCGGCAGUAGGCUCCCGGUGGGACCAGUGGCCCCGCAAGGGAGGGGUAGUGAGGUGCAAAGCCCAGUCAUGGCUCUUGUGCAGGCGUAUGUGGUGUGGGGCGCGCGUGGCGUGUCAGCGGGUGCAAGUGCUUGCAAGCAGGUGCAGGAGUAGGAGAGCGGCUGGCUGCGAGGCGGAGGGUUGUAAAUUUGUGAUCCUGGUGGGUUUGGUGGUUUUGGUGGGUUUGGCUGGGACAUGAGGUGGGGAGCUGUUUAGAUUGCCAUGGGGAGCCAAGGGAGGACGUCACGACAACGCACUCAACAGGGUGGAAAGCGCCACUGCGCACCCAGGCAAAAGCAAGGCACGGGCCGCAGGAUGACCAUGAUCAGGCAUGCUUUCAGACAUGAUGUGUAAGCGGUGCCGCAA